Hibiscus syriacus is the source of this 1499-nucleotide messenger RNA. RefSeq names its product adenine nucleotide transporter BT1, chloroplastic/mitochondrial-like. The transcript is spliced from 3 exons. The record is from RefSeq and is a predicted model, not a curated record. Gene Ontology annotation, biological process: transmembrane transport. NCBI's taxonomy places the organism in Eukaryota, Viridiplantae, Streptophyta, Magnoliopsida, Malvales, Malvaceae. The coding region runs from base 249 to 1436 and encodes 395 amino acids.
GUGUUCCUAUAAUUUCCCAUUUGUUUCUUGUUUUCAUCGCCUUUUAUUUUUAUUGUUAAAAGUCGAUUUUUUCCUUGUAUCCUUUCCUCAAAAUUUGUUUAUUUAAGCACCCAUUUGUCCCGAGACGAAUCUUUGCUUCACAAGCACUCUCAAUUCUCUUGAGAUAAUGAUGAAACGGAUUCUGUAUUCAGUCAACCCUAGAUAAAAGAAUACCUUCUUAAAAUUUGUUUUCAGAAGUUUUUUCAAUCAUGGGCAAGAGAGGAAUCCCGUUAUUUGGUCAUAAAAAAGAUGGGUUUUUCUCUAUGUGUGAUUCUGGGUCUCAAUGGAAUGUGGAGCAAAACAACUGCUAUCCAGUCGGCUUAUUUGCAAGCGUUGGACAAAUGGGAAUGGGAUUUGGAGUCUCACCAAGCUCCCCGAAUCCCCGUAACAAUGGUGGAAUUAAAGCCCCGUUUUCUGAUUUGGUUCUGAAAUAUUUACCAUUUCAAGAGGAAAUUCGAGUUGUUGGAGUUCCUGAAGAGGAAGCUUCUUUGAAGAGGAGGAAGAAGAAAGUUGGGUUAAAACUGAAAAUCAAAGUUUCUGAUCCUUCAUUAAGGAGGUUAAUAAGUGGUGGCAUAGCUGGGGCUGUUUCAAGGACCUGUGUUGCGCCAUUGGAGACAAUAAGGACACAUUUGAUGGUUGGAAGUAGUGGGAACACUACAACUGAGGUGUUCCAUAAUAUAAUGCAGACUGAUGGGUGGAAAGGGUUGUUUAGGGGUAAUUUUGUUAAUGUCAUUCGAGUUGCGCCAAGCAAAGCGAUUGAGCUAUUCGCUUUUGAUACUGUGAACAAGCGGUUGUCACCCAAACCUGGAGAAGAACCAAAAAUUCCGAUUCCUGCGUCAUUAUUUGCUGGGGCUUGUGCUGGAGUCAGCUCAACUUUGGUGACAUAUCCUCUUGAGUUAGUUAAGACUCGAAUAACCAUUGAGAAAGACAUGUAUGAUGGUAUAGUUGAUGCUUUCGUAAAAAUUCUGCAAAAGGAGGGUCCUGCUGAACUUUAUAGAGGCCUUGCUCCUAGUCUCAUUGGAGUAAUUCCCUAUGCUGCCACUAAUUAUUUUGCAUAUGAUACCUUGCGGAAAGUGUACCGUAAAGUUUUUAAGGAGGAGAAAAUUGGCAACAUCGAAACCCUUUUAAUUGGAUCACUAGCCGGAGCUAUUUCAAGCAGUGCAACCUUUCCGCUCGAGGUUGCUCGCAAGCAGAUGCAGGUUGGAGCUCUGAACGGGAGACAGGUCUAUAAGAAUGUGCUGCAUGCACUUGCCAGCAUUCUCGAACAAGAAGGGAUUCAAGGUCUAUAUAAAGGUUUGGGUCCUAGUUGCCUUAAGUUGGUACCUGCUGCUGGGAUUUCUUUCAUGUGCUAUGAAGCAUGCAAAAGGAUAUUGGUAGAGAAUGAUGAGGAUGCAUAGGAUUUUUCUCGUAAAGGGAAGCAAACUCGUACCGUUUUCGACCGAAAAACGAGCUGCAUGCAA